CGCGCUACCAAUUUGCUACUCAGAUCAGUAUUUCAACAACGACCAACCAACGAUCCAGUUCAAAUAUAAGUCGGAUACCGCAGCUAAAAGACGUUAAAAAAAAGCGGACUCAUUUUGUGAGUUUCAAAAGCGGGCACGCGCGUCGGUAGAAUAAAACUCAAUCGUAUCGGUAGUGAGUGAAGCGAGUGAACUUGUAGGUGGUGCUGACGCGUAGACGACGACCGUCAGACGCACGGUUGGUUGUGAAGAUCGAUUAUGUAUGAGACGGCCAUUUGCAUAAAAAAACAUUUUAUUUGGAAAUGAAUUAUAUUUUACACCUGUUUAAAGUAUAAGUGAUAUUGAACUUGAAACGUAAUAUAAUAUCAAUAGGUGCAAAGUUUACCCAUACAAUUCAAUAAGUCUGCUUACCGACUUUCGGAAAAUAAAUCGAAUAAGUUUUUAUUACAUAUAUUUAGAAAAUAAAACUGCUCGCUCAAUAUGAGAAACAUACAUUUCCACAUAGUGACGAAAGUGUUGCUGCUCAGCUUUAUUUUCACAACCACACAGCUAUCCGCAACGGCGUCACAAACACCUGAGGUGGAAGAAGACUGUCCGCCUAUUUCAAAUGCCACAAAUUUACAACAAACGCAACUCAUCCAGCGAUUAACCCACGUUUGUCGUUACGAUCGCCUAGAGCGACCAAUUGAAUAUGGGAAAAAUGGCGAACGUCUGCCCGUUACCGUUAAGGCGCGCAUUUACGUGUACUUCCUACAAAACCUCAAUUCGGAUUUACUGCAAUUCAAAAUGCAUGCCCUACUACAAUUAAGCUUUAACGAUAGCCGUCUUUCUUACAAGGAGUUGAAGCGAAAUGACAACAUCAUCGGACAGAAACAUCUGAGCGAACGAUUAUGGUUACCUCACAUAUUCUUCGCCAACGAGCGCGACUCCAGCAUAUUGGGUACAGAUGAGAAGGACGUGCUGACGUCAAUAUCACCUGAAGGUCGUGUGGUUAUAUCGCAACGCCUACAGGCGACUCUCUAUUGUUAUAUGAAUUUCAAGAAGUUUCCAUUCGAUGAGCAAUUCUGUUCGACUGUGUUGGAAAGCUGGAUGUACAACAAAACAGAAAUGGUGCUCGAAUGGGAAUCCUAUUCGCCGAUCUCAUUUGAUCCAGAAAUGCAUCUCACCGAAUAUAAUAUGCAACGUUUUUGGUAUAAUGAGUCAAUUGUGAACUCGAAUGGCAUAAAUUUGCGACAUGGUUCCUUUGUCGGCAAUUACAGUUCACUAAGUUUUACCGUUCAUCUUAAUCGUGAGAUCGGUUUCUAUCUACUGGACUAUUUUUUGCCCUCAAUGAUGAUCGUUGCCAUUUCAUGGGUCUCAUUCUGGCUGCAAGCUGACCAAUCGCCACCGCGUAUUAUGUUGGGCACUAGCACCAUGCUAUCAUUUAUUACCUUGUCUUCCUCGCAGACUAAAACUUUGCCCAAAGUCAGUUACAUAAAGGUAUCUGAAAUUUGGUUCCUUGGUUGCACUUUCUUCAUCUUCGGAAGUAUGGUGGAAUUCGCAUUCGUCAAUACGAUUUGGAGACGCAAAGAGAAUGUUGAGUUGAAGAAGGUGAAUAGUAAAUACAUUGUGAAGGCAUCGUUAACACCUCGUCCGACACGGCGUGAUAUAAAUAAGAACAAUCUUUCGCGAACGCGCUCUUGUUCCAGUCUCGAUAAUAUUACAUCAAGCACGGAAAGUGUAUUGAAGGGUCAUUCCAAUCCAGGUUACAACAAUUACUUAACUGUGCAUAACUUACCUAUAAUUACCACCGAGUGUGCGGACACACCUUCCGUGACGAGUGACCGUAACAGCAAUUGUACCGAUCAUGUUGUUAAUAUAGAGAAGGAUGGACACUUUGGAAUGAAUGGUAGCACGGAUCAAGAACUUGCUGAUCAUACCACAUUUACAACAAUGACACCGCAAGAGAUUGCCAUGUGGAUCGACAGACGCUCACGAUUUCUAUUCCCAGUCAUGUUUCUGGCUUUCAAUGCACUCUACUGGACGUUUGUUUAUUGCUUUUGAUGCUGUCUAACGAAGUUGUCUCGAAACAAAGUUGAUAAGAGGAUUCUAGUAUUAUUUAUGAAUUAAGAAAACGCAUACAUUUUUUACUACACACACGAAUAUCAUAUAUUUACGCCAAAAAGUAUUUUUAAGCUAGAUUAAAUAUGCUCAGCAAAGUCUUUCACGCGAUUUUUAUGUCCGCAAAACUAGUCACUAAGUCUAUGACAAUACAUACAUAUGUAUAUACAUAUAUAUAAAUCUCAUGCAUCUAUACUAAUUUAGAAUAUACUGUAAGAAAGACAUUCUACCAAUACUUCAACCCACGAUAAAACAUAGUAAGGUAAAACCGCUGAGAGUCACUUUUAUCGUUUUUGGCGUUUUCAAAGCAUUUAGUCUCACACUCUGAUUUUCUUGUUUGUUUUGGUUUGAUUCUUUCAUUCAAAUAAAUUGGAAAUCAAAUUGUAUUUUCUAUGCCGUUAAAACGCGUAAAAUUCUGCUAAAGGCAAGAAAAAUCUCUACUUUCAUAUAAAUGGAUGUCCACAAUUACAUAAAUAAUUGACGAGUGCGCGUAGGUACAGCCGAAUACUUUUGCCACGUCUGCACUCCAAAGAAUGUAUGCUUCAAUGUUCACUCAUACAAGGCACUUCGCCAGCUUUCAAUAAAACCAGUUUUUUCCUGUGCGCUUACAUUCAAAUACCGCCAAAUUCUUUGGCCCCAUCUUCGCUCCUGUGCACUUAUUUGAAAAUUUAUUUAUGUAAAAGAUAUUUCCAAAGACCCGCCUAGAACUUAUUUUAAAAUAAAGCACCCUAAAAUAUAGAGUAAUAUAUAUUUUAGAUUUUUUUCUUUUUCUUCUAGAUAUAAAAUGCAAUAAAUAAUCGAUUUAUGAAUGCCUAAUUGUUGAGAACGUCGAGAUAUCAAUGUUGAAGGUUGUUCAGCAACUCUUUGCCCUAAAGCAGCAAUAUGAACCAACCUCUGCCAGUUUUCUAUACUCGACAGAACCAAUUUCUUGAAAUGCUUUCAUCAACCUUUAUAUUGUCGACUCAUUCGGACGGCUAUUCCUGCCAAAAAAAUUAGGGAUUUUGAUAUAUGUUGUUCUUAAAGCAUUUGCUCGUUUUCAUAAUAAGUUUCCAUAAUUUUAUCGCGUUUCUCUCAUGUAAAAUUGUGCAUCUGUGUACUUGAGAAAGGUCAAAGACGACAUAGAAAAGGUACCGUCUAGUCACUGAAAUCUAAACAUCACGUUUGAAAGAUGCUUUUUAUACACAUAUAAAGAACGUUAAGUAUCCUAAUGGGAAAUAAAACAAAUGCUUUGGUAGAAGUAAUUUUAUUUUUUUAUUCGUUUGGAAAAGGUAUACAUAUCGCACUUGUUACGUUAAAGCGUAACAACUCAAAAUCUGAACAUUUUCAGUAGAGACGAAAAACUGUUUCCGUAAAUAUUAAUAAUAUAGGCAUUACAAGGAAAAAAAUAUGUAAUUACACGAAAAUAUCAUUAAAAACAAUAUAACGGUUGUUUCAUUCUUAUUUGUUUAGUAGUUGCGCUAAAAUAAAUUUUGAGUUGUUACUCUUUUAUUUUUCAUUUUGAGUUGUUACGCUUUAACGUAACAAGUGCGAUAUGUAGACUCAAUCUCAAGAACAAUUUUAUAUUUUAAAUUGAAUGUUUAUAUUUAUAUUUGGAUGCUUUGUUAUUACGCGAGAUUUGCAUAUUCUGAUGAAAGACUUUAUAGUCUGGCAAACUUAAAAAAAAAAUCAUGGUCGACGAAUUGAGAGAACGGUUCUACCUUACUAAGCUUUUAUCAUGAUUCUACGAAUACUUUAACCACUGUACGCCUAUGUGUACAGGCCCAGCGCAAAGAUUUUACAAUUUUUACACAUGUCAUUUUAUCUAAAAUAAAUAAAUGUUACUAUUUUAAGGAAUGUCUUCUUGAUUUCUGAACGUUAAGGUCGUGCAGAAAAACAUGUGUCACACUUUAAUGGCUUGGAAAGUUUUCACAUCCCUUAUCACCAAGUAAUUUUGUUGUUGUUGGCAUGUGAUGAUUCAAAAAAUUACUCAUCAAAGCCAUUGAAAAACAGAAAAAGGUUUCUAAAUUUCAUAGAAAACUUAUUUACAGAUACUUAGUUGAAUCUGAUUUUUAAUUGAUAUCAAAUAUGUUGAUAAGUGGUAAAAAAAUAUUUUUUUAUUAUUAUCUUAUACAAAGUUUAGAGAUUUAGAUGAGAUAAAAAUUAUUGUCAUAUGCUUAUUUAAAAUAAUUUGAAAUGGUAAAAAUCCGACUUCGUAUAAGUAGACAACUAAUAGGAAAUGCGAAAACGAAUUAGAUUAAUAUUGCGCAAUAAGGAUAAUUUAAUAAAUGUAUUUGGUAAAGAUAAGUUAAUGAUAGCUGGUCUUAAAAUGUUAUAGGUUAAGCCAAAAGUUCUCUCCAAAAUGAAUACAACAAAUAUUAUACACAUUAAUUACCAAUAAAUCCACAAAUUUAAUCUACCCUUCACAUAUGGCAGAUUAUCUUCAAAAUUGACAAUCAGCUGUCAGUUCUGUUAUGAAAGGUUUUUCUUCAGAGAAACUAUUUUGGUGAAAAAUUUCGGUGUUUUUGGUUUGUUUAGUAAUUAUUAACGAUAUGAGAAAAAGACAUGGAAAGGGAAUGAUUUAUUUAAUUGCACAAUUGGCUGCUAAAAAUAAACAGUUGGAGGAAAUCCGUAAACGACGUCUACUGUGCGUCUUGAUGUUGUUCCACAAAUGGAGGGAUCUACAGUUUCAAGCCGACUCCGAACGGACUUGUUCGUACAUACAUAUGAAAUUGGGUCCAAGAAAAUUGUUUUUCUUUUUUUUGUUUCCUUCUUCACUCCUCUGGGAGCAUAGGGCUAUCGACAAGAUGGACUGCGAUCAUAAAACGAUUCUCAGUCACCUUCAUUCAAUAGGAUUUACCGAAAAAUUUUAAGCCUGGGUGCGUCACGAGGUCAACGAAAAAGACAAAGAAACUCGCCUUCAAAUUCCUUCUCAGCAUCUCGCCCGCCAUCGAGCAAUACGCUGUCACUAACAGCAGAUGAGAAAUGGACCCUAUACAUCAAUAUGAAGCAAAGAAGGAAGUGGGUGGCUCCAGGAGAUACACCAAAGCCGAGAAUCAAGCCGGAUCUUCACCCAAAGAAGAUUAUGAUAUACGUUUGGUCGCAUUGAAAACACAUCCGUGUUGAAGCUCCAUCUCACACCGGUUCUGAUUUUUUUAAUCACAAAGAGUUUUCAGCAUUGUAGUACUUGCGGCAAUUAGUGCUCAUCGCGGCUUCAUUUACAUUGAUGCGGGUAGUAAUGAAGAGCGUCUUAUGUAUAUCCUGGUAUACAAAAAUAGUUCGGAAAGAUGACGAGAUGGAAAUCAGAAAUAGCUGAACACAAAUGUAUAGUGGCUGUCUUCUUAGACUUUAAUCGAAACAAUCGACAGAAGCAUUAUGAUAAAAAAAUGACAAAAUACGGAAUACAAGGAGAUGAACGAAAAUGGUUCGGAAGCUACUUGAACUACAGAAGGUAGUGCACAAGGAUAUCGGAUUGGAUGUGUGACCAGAAAUCCAUCGACCUCAAGGAGCGGUGCUGGGAACACUUCUAUUCCUCAUAUACAUCAAUGAUACGGAAAAAGUGUUACGUGGAGUCGAGAUCUGCCAGUUUACUGAUGAGACUCUACUGCACAUACAUAUACAACUGGUAGUUCAACGCAUGAAUCAUUGAAAGAAUAAACACUAAUUCAUAAUAUAUAAAGUGUUUUCCAGUAAGAGGUGUUAUUCCCUUAAAAGAUCAAUGGUUUCGUUGCUUGUGUGGCACGUAGCGCCGUCUUGUUGAAAAUAAACGUUGUCCAGAUCAAUAUCAUCCAAUUAAGGCCAUAAAAAAUUGUCAAUCAUCUCUCGAUAGCGCAAUUCAUUCACCGUAACUGUUGCUCCAGCUUCAUUUUCGAAAAGUAAGGUCCAAUGACUCCGCCGGACCAUAAACCGCACCAGUCACACGUUGAGGAUAGAGAGGCUUUUCAACAAUAACUCUUUGAUUUUCUGAGCCCCAGAUCCGACAAUUUUGCUUUUUGACGAAGCCACCGAGGUGGAAAUGGGCCGCAAUACUCAAGAUGAUUUUUCGAUGGAAUUCCGAAAAUAUUUGAAAAUAAAAAAGCGCCGCAGGCUAAAAUUUUGACUUUUUUUUGUUUUCAAAUGUACAUACAUACAUGUUACAAAAACAAAUAUUUUUACAAAUACCGAAAAUUUGGAAUAAAAAUCGCGCGAUUUUCAGUAUUUGUAAAAAUUUUUUUUUUUUGUAACAUGUAUGCAUAUUCGAAAUCGAAAAAGCUCCCCCAUAAAUAAUAAAAAUAACAGGAAAAAGAAAAUUCGCUUUGUUCUCUCAUCGUUCGUUUGACAGUUCGCUCCUCACAUUUAUUCUGCACGGUAUUAUAAACGUUUAGAAGAACAUUUGUAAUAAUAGAAUUUUAAUAGAACUUUCAGUAUUAUUUAGUAAAAAUAGCUUUAAAUCAAAUUUUCAAUUAAUAAAGAGUGUUUAUAAGUGAAUAUUGUUACUUUUCUGUGUUUGUACUUAAGCAAAAUAAGCGUCUGUAAUAGGACAUUUUUUCAAGCUUAUGCAAAAAAGAAGCAUUUUUAACGUUAAAUAUUGCUAUUAAUUACACUUGCUACAAUUGCAAUCACAUAUUAUAUCUAUUCUGAAUUCUUUGAAUAUUUAAAUUUGCUUAUUAAAUCAGCGCGUGUGUACACCGAACUAAAAUCACUGAACGUUUUAUCAAAACAUGUCGAGACUUAAUUGUUCAUUUUAAAUCAACUGUCAAAUUUGAUUGAAUGCGAAGGACAAUAUUUUAAACGUGAGCAUUGCCUUGUUAUAUUAUCAUUUUGAAAAUGUCAAGUAAGCCAGUAGGUUGUAUCCGCGCUCUUGACUGUUUGAAAACAUGGUUAAUUUAAACGAUGAGGAGGAAAGAAGAACGCCGAGAUUAUAGGGGAAUCUUCUUUUGUAAAGGCACAUGCACAGUCUGUAAUACUAAAAUUAUUAAAGAU
Messenger RNA from Anastrepha ludens (Mexican fruit fly), 7035 nucleotides. RefSeq names its product pH-sensitive chloride channel 2 (gene SecCl). The record is from RefSeq and is a predicted model, not a curated record. Lineage: Eukaryota; Metazoa; Arthropoda; Insecta; Diptera; Tephritidae. Gene Ontology annotation, biological process: signal transduction; nervous system process; chemical synaptic transmission. Gene Ontology annotation, cellular component: neuron projection; membrane; synapse. Gene Ontology annotation, molecular function: extracellular ligand-gated monoatomic ion channel activity; transmembrane signaling receptor activity; chloride channel activity. The coding region runs from base 478 to 2040 and encodes 520 amino acids. The transcript has 7 exons.